AUGGCUCCUAAGAAAACGAAGGAACAUUCAAAUGAUUUACGACAAACCGUUAUUAAACACUUCUUAAAUGGCGAUACUGAACGUGAUAUAGUUACCAAAGUGCUCAUUCCACGUACUUCAAGUCAUUACAUCAUUGCAAAGUACAAAUCAACGAAGUGUAUUGGAAAUAUCAUUGGCAGAGGUCGAAAACGGAAAACGACAAUUCAUACAGAUCGUCUAAUUCAACGCAAAAUCAAAGAAAAUCGUCGUAUAUCAUCAUUAUCUGUGAAAGUUGAACUUCCAAACGAUCUUAAUAUUAACAUUUCAGAAACAACAAUUCGUCGACGAGCUCAUGAAGGUGGUUUAUUUGGUCGAAUGGCUCGUAAAAAACCAUAUGUAAAUAAAGUAAAUCGAGGAAAACGACUUGAAUUUGCAAGAACAUACCGAGAAAAGUCUCUUGGGUUGUGGAAUCACGUAAUUUGGUCGGAUGAAAGCAAAUUUAAUGUGUUUGGAUCAGAUGGGAAGGUGAUGGUUUGGCGAACAACAAAGGAAGAGCUCGAUCCAAAAUGUACGGUCCCGACUGUAAAACAUGGUGAUGGUAAUGUCAAGUGUUGGGGAUGUUUCUCAUCAUCUGGUGUUGGCAAUCUGGUUUUUAUUGAUGGAAAUAUGACAGGAGAGAUGUAUCGAGACAUUCUGCAAAAGAAUUUGUUGCAAUCUGUAGAGAAUUUGAACAUGGAUAAAGAUUGGGUUUUUCAACAUGAUAAUGAUCCAAAACAUAGAGCUGCUAUUGUAACGAAUUGGUUGAAUCGAGAGCAUAUUGAAUGUCUAAAAUUGCCUUCUUUUUCACCUGACAUGAAUCCUAUUGAACAUUUAUGGGACGAAGUAGAACGAAGAAUGAAAAAAGAACAACCAAAAAAUGAAAAAGAACUCAAAGAGGCUUUAAGUCGAGUAUGGAAUGGAAUUGAGCAAGGAGUUUUGAAAAAAUUGGUUGACUCAGUGCCGAAUCGUGUAAAUGAGGUUCUUCGUACAAACGGCUAUCCAACAAGAUACUGA
Messenger RNA from Rotaria sp. Silwood2, 1032 nucleotides. Lineage: Eukaryota; Metazoa; Rotifera; Eurotatoria; Philodinida; Philodinidae. The record is from the annotation of a GenBank genome assembly.